Molecule: messenger RNA, 1005 nt
Organism: Hordeum vulgare subsp. vulgare (domesticated barley)
Lineage: Eukaryota; Viridiplantae; Streptophyta; Magnoliopsida; Poales; Poaceae
Product: NAD(P)H dehydrogenase (quinone) FQR1-like
Exons: 4
Coding region: 130-744 (204 amino acids)
Molecular function (GO): FMN binding; NAD(P)H dehydrogenase (quinone) activity
Source: RefSeq, a predicted model, not a curated record
CUCCCUCCCAUAAACACGGCGACCGAGUGCCAAGCCUCAUCUCCCCCAUUCCUCCAUCUCCGCUUUCUUUCUACCAGUCCCAGUCUUCUUCAACUAGCUACACCAAGCAUCCGAGUUGAGCAUUGAGCAAUGGCGGCCAAGAUCUACAUUGUGUACUACUCCACCUAUGGUCAUGUGGCCAAGCUAGCAGAUGAGAUUCAGAAGGGCGUGUCUUCGGUCGAAGGCGCGGAGGUCAAGUUAUGGCAGGUCCCGGAGACUCUCUCUGACGAAGCACUCGCAAAGAUGGGUGCUCCACCGAAGAGGGAUGACGUACCGGUCAUCUCACCGGCAGAGCUCGCCGACGCCGACGGCCUAAUCUUCGGGUUCCCCACUAGAUUCGGCAUGAUGCCCAUGCAGUUCAAGGCGUUCAUGGACGGCACUAGUGAGCUGUGGUGCCCGCAGCGGCUCGCCGGCAAGCCCGCUGCAUUGUUCUUCUCCUCUGGUUGCCAGGGCGGUGGCCAAGAAACCACUGCGUUGACGGCCAUUACUCAGCUGGUGCACCAUGGCAUGCUCUUUGUUCCUGUCGGGUACACGUUUGGCUCAGGCAUGUUUGAGAUGGGGCAAGUGAAGGGUGGAAGCCCGUAUGGGUCUGGCACCAUUGCUGGGGAUGGAUCACGAGUUCCCACUGAGCUUGAGCUGCAACAAGCCUUCCACCAAGGGAAAUACUUUGCCGGGAUCGCAAAGAAGCUUAAGGGUUCUCCAUGAUCGACGGCCACCAAGACCGUGUCUACAUGAAUAAAGUUUGAGCUUAGCUCGACAUCUGGUAGCUUCAUCGGUUCAACGAUUGUAAAAUGCUUAGUUCUUAACUAGAGUAGGUUACAAUUGGAUCUAUGACGACCAUGGUUGCUGUUAUAACAUUUGCUGUCAUGGUCUCAACCUCCUUUUCGAAAAAAAAAACAUUUGCUGUCAUGUCUUGCACAUUUCUGUGCUCCAGGCAGAAAAUCUAAAACAGAGAUCCUAACGAAA